AUGGAGAAAAGGAAGUACGUCAUAAAAGUACAAUUCUACUUUUCAGAAAUUGCAAUUUUUCCUUUUUUGGAUCCUUCUGUCUUUUUUCUCAUUCUCAAAAAACCAUUUCCAAUUUUUUUCUAGAACCCACAUGUCUAAAAUAUUCUACAGUACCUCUUCAAAUUUCCAUUUAGAUUAAAGUGUUCAUUCUCUUCCAAGGCGGGCUGCGGACCUUUUUUUGCUCUGAAAAAAAUGAGCCAGAAAAAGGCAGAAGAAAAAACGGGCGGAGAUAGAAUUGGAUUAGUUUUGUUCUGUGCAUUUUCUCAGUUUUUCUUGUGUUGUGGUUUUUUUGGGUGCUCACCGAAAAUUGAAUUUCAAAAAAAAAUCGUGGAUUUUUCGCGUGUUGUUAUUUGCUUCUUCCAAUUUUUCGAAACUCUUUGAUCUGAGCAAUUUCCCGCAGCCGAUCUCCCACAUUCCCAGUCUCCAUACUCAAUUCACUUCUCGCCAAAAAAUCCACUUCCAUUUAAUAUUUAUUAAUAAUUUUUGUUUCUCUCGACACACAGCCAUUUUUUAUUCAUUCAUUUUCCAUUUUUUUUUGUGAAACAGCACACAAAAAAAAUAAUUAAAAGUUGAGGAGCACACGAGGAAAUUGGUCUCAUUCUCCUCGAGUUUUUUGUGCUCUUUUCUGUUUCUUCCUUGUCGAGAGUAAUUAAGAAGUCGAAACAUUUAAGUAUUUUCAGAGUUUUCAUUCUCGGUGCAGUUUUCAGCAUUGAGGCAACAGUGUCAAACACGACGGCGGGCACGGUUAGUUCUACAAAAAUAUUUAUUUUCAAUUUGAAACAAAAUAUUUCAGGGUAGCCGUGUAGCCGAGGCAUCGACCUCGGAUUACCGUGUAGCUGUUUUUGGCGCCGGUGGAGUUGGGAAAUCUUCGAUCACUCAGCGAUUUGUUAAAGGAACUUUCAAUGAUAAUUAUGUUCCGACUAUUGAAGAUACUUAUCGUCAGGUGAUUUCAUGCAAUCAAAAAAAUGUGUGCACUCUUCAAAUCACCGACACAACCGGUUCGCAUCAAUUUCCUGCAAUGCAAAGGUUAUCAAUGAGCAAAGGAAAUGCAUUUAUUCUAAUAUAUAGCAUUACAAGUAUGCAAUCUUUAGAAGAAUUGGGACCAAUUAUUUUGAUGUUGAAAGAGGUUAAACAAUCUGCAAUUGGAGAGGUUCCAAUUAUGUUGGUUGGAAAUAAAAAAGAUGAAGAUUCGGUGAGCUUUUUUUAAAUUCGAGAAGAUCUGUCGAUAGGAAUAAAAUAAUUAUAACAUGAGCAAUCAAUCUUGUGGGUACUUUAACUCAACUUUACAGCCUUUAAGGUAUCCUCAAUCAAAUUUUUUUUUGCAGAAACGUGAAGUGUCAACUGCAAUUGGUCAAAAAAUCAGUGGUCAAUGGGGAACUGGAUUCAUCGAAACAUCAGCUAAAAACAAUGAAAACAUAACGGAAUUAUUCCAAAUGUUGUUGGCUCGAGAAAAAAAGCGACAAUUGGCUUUAACAAUGGAUGAUCCAGAUGGAAAAAAUGGAAAGAAAAAAGGUUGCACGGUCAUGUGA
Molecule: messenger RNA, 1568 nt
Organism: Caenorhabditis angaria
Lineage: Eukaryota; Metazoa; Nematoda; Chromadorea; Rhabditida; Rhabditidae
Source: the annotation of a GenBank genome assembly